Molecule: messenger RNA, 3432 nt
Organism: Hypomesus transpacificus
Lineage: Eukaryota; Metazoa; Chordata; Actinopteri; Osmeriformes; Osmeridae
Product: guanine nucleotide-binding protein G(olf) subunit alpha
Exons: 12
Coding region: 901-2040 (379 amino acids)
Biological process (GO): adenylate cyclase-modulating G protein-coupled receptor signaling pathway
Cellular component (GO): heterotrimeric G-protein complex
Molecular function (GO): GTP binding; G protein-coupled receptor binding; GTPase activity
Source: RefSeq, a predicted model, not a curated record
GUCAUCACAAAACCGUGGCCGCGUGAGUUGCGGAUGCAAAUUCAAAUAUAUUUUAGUUUGACAUGCACUUUUAGACGUUGUAGAAAUCGUUUGUUUUAUUUUCAUGCCAACUUUAUUUCAUCUUUAAUAUUAUUUCUUAUUUUUAGUAGAUUUUUGAAAGAGAUAGUUUAGAGUUGGCUAAGUUUAGAGUAGGCUAAGCAUAUGCCUGACAGAUAAUUAGCCCGUGUUGUAUGUUCCGUUUGAAAACAAGAUUUGACAACCUAAACCCGAGGUCAGGGCCACCUAGUUGACUCCCAUCGACAACAGAAACCCAACCCUCCAACUCUGUAGUUUCCUACCGCCGUAGUUUUGGCCUGGCUUGUGAAGUUUUUGAGGAUAUAUGUAGGCCUUAUUUAAUUACCCCUCUACCACUGUCAUACCAGCCAUAAAAUGAUAGCCUAUCUGAACGGACUGUAGGUGUGAGUGUUACAUUGUAUCGAAGGUUUUUUCCGUGGUUCAGGGUUACUUCCUGGUGCCACAGAGAGAGGCAGUGCUGAGUUAAAGAGACAGAAAUACUGAUAGAAAUUUAGAUAGAAAAAUACAGAGAGAAGAGGGGAGGAACGGGAGACAGGAACAGUUGACUGGUUUCCAGAAAUUGAAACCCUCUUUCUCUUUAUAGGGUUUUGCCUCAAUUAUUUUAACGAUCGCUUUUUGGUUUGUAAAUAAAGAAUUAAUUUGGAUGACUCGGAUGCCAAAGGUCCGGUUGGUUGCGGCUGAAACGGAAUUGUAACGGGGAACAUAUUCCUCCCUCCGACGGAGAAGCGUCGCACAGAUUUUCUUUAGCCCCAUUGCUUUUUCAUUAUAUCAUCUUAGGUAGCCUAUUAUUUCAUAUUUUCGAUUGACGAGGUAGGGUAACGGAAGAUGGGUUGUUUGGGCAACAGCAAGACUGAAGAUCAACGCAUCGACGAAAAAGCACAACGAGAGGCAAAUAAAAAGAUAGAAAAACAAUUGCAAAAAGAAAGACAAGCAUAUAAAGCAACACACAGGCUGUUACUAUUGGGUGCCGGAGAGUCCGGAAAAAGCACCAUUGUGAAGCAGAUGAGGAUUCUACACGUCAACGGUUUCAACGCAGAAGAAAAGAAACAGAAAAUCCAAGACAUUCGGAAAAACGUGAAAGAUGCCAUAGUGACUAUAGUGUCUGCAAUGAGCACUUUAAUACCCCCAGUCCCACUAGCCAACCCAGAGGACCAGUUCAGAAUUGACUACAUCAAAAGCAUAGCUCCUCUCUCAGACUUUGACUACACACAGGAGUUCUUUGACCAUGCGAAGAAGCUCUGGGACGACGAGGGAGUCAAGGCGUGCUUCGAGAGGUCCAACGAGUAUCAGCUCAUCGACUGUGCACAAUAUUUCCUGGACAGAAUUGACUCCGUAAGACAGAGCGAUUACACACCUACGGACCAGGACCUGCUACGCUGCCGAGUGUUAACUUCAGGGAUUUUUGAGACGAGAUUCCAAGUAGACAAAGUGAACUUUCAUAUGUUCGACGUUGGAGGCCAGAGAGACGAAAGGAGAAAAUGGAUCCAGUGUUUUAACGAUGUCACUGCUAUCAUCUUUGUGGUUGCGAGCAGCAGCUACAACAUGGUCAUAAGGGAAGACAACAACACUAACAGGCUACGGGAAGCCUUGGAUCUCUUCCGCAGUAUUUGGAAUAACAGAUGGUUACGCACUAUAUCAGUCAUCCUAUUCCUGAACAAGCAGGACAUGCUGGCUGAGAAAGUAUUAGCUGGAAAAUCCAAAAUUGAAGACUACUUCCCUGAAUAUGCUCGCUACACCAUACCAAAUGAAGCAACUCCUGAACCUGGUGAAGACCCUAAAGUGACGAGAGCUAAGUUUUUCAUCCGAGAUGAGUUCCUUCGGAUCAGCACUGCGAGCGGAGACGGCAGACAUUACUGCUACCCCCACUUCACCUGCGCCGUGGACACGGAGAACAUCCGGCGGGUGUUCAACGACUGUCGGGACAUCAUCCAGAGGAUGCACCUGCGGCAGUACGAACUCUUGUGAUGGGACAGCCUCCAUCGGCCUUCUGUGUUUUCUCAACCGUUCCGCAUCCUCGACCCCAAAAAACCCAACCCAACCCAAGCCCCACCUGUCGGGGCAGAUAAAGUACUACUGAAGUGUGUCAAAAUCCUCUUCCUCCUUUUUAAAUUGUUUUUAGACUGAUUCAUCCCCAUUUCACAGAUGUAAGGAAGGUUGGGGAACAAAGUUGUGCGUGCCGCUUUUUAUCCUUCCUUGUUUUUCUUCAAAUGCCUUGAUUUUUUGUCAUUCCACUAAGCCUCGGGCUACCUCCUUAUUUUUCCUUAAGACCUAUUUUUUGGCUAUGUCAUUGGACCUGGACUGGCUGAGUGGGUGUGGGAGGAUGUGAUAAGCACCCACAGGACCUCAGUGUAGAGGCAUGUGGGUGUCUGUGUGAGAGCGUGUGUCUGAGUGAGUAUGGGCUUGUGUGUAUGUUUCUACAAGUGUGUGUAUGUGUGAGUGGACAUGUCAACUGCCAGUCGGAGCUGGCAUCACCCCCAGACCUUUACCCUCUCCAUCAUAGUGGGCGCUCUGCUUCUCCUCUCAACUUGAAAGACGGCUUGUUCACGAAUAGACAGAGAAGAGAGAGAGGAGACAGAGAGAGAGAGAGACAGAUAGAGAGACAGAGAGACAGAAGAGAGAGAGAGAGAGAGAGAGGGGGGGGGGGGGGGAGUAGACGAUGAAGAGAUAAUGCACUUUGCAUCAGGUUACUUUUUUGGAGGACGUAUACACACAAUGUAGCAUCACAAUAUUUAUUACUCUUUCACAAAUGUUAGUGUUGCCGAGUUGCAGGCGGGCUGAGGGAGGCAUCCCGCCUUUCCUCAGAGACGUGAGGAAGGAGGGGGGGGGGUGAGGUGGGGGUGUUGGAAACGACAAAACGAAGGAAUAAAGGAACAGGACAGAGCUCUGUGCACCUUAGUCCUACCGCUGCUCUCAGCCCAGGUGUCCUAGAGGAGUCCACCACACUCACCUGGACCUGUCUGUUCACAGAACCAUCCUUUUAGCUUAGAGAUCUUAUUGGGGGUGGGAGGGGAGGGGGGGAGAACAUGAAUCGUUGGGUUUUUUGUUACCUUGUACAGACUGUGCAAGGUUGAUUUAUCCUGUACAGACUGUAAAAUGUAAUAUUAUUUUGUACAACUUUAUUGAAAGAAAAACAAAUCUACUUGUAGAUCUUUGUGCCUUGAUUAUGGCUGUACCUGUAAAUGAGCUCAGAUGUAAGUAUGGUUUUGACUGCGCUGUACAGCUUGAUGUCAAACUCUAUCAGCAGUAGAAGACUGCGCGUAGGGACUUUCUCUGUAGAGUUUAGUUUUUUCUGGUUUAUAAAAAAAGGAAAUGCUGUUUAGUAAAAAAAAAUAAAAAUAAAAAAUAUAUUAAAAAAAA